Boeremia exigua is the source of this 798-nucleotide messenger RNA. Its product is annotated as L-xylulose reductase-like protein. Lineage: Eukaryota; Fungi; Ascomycota; Dothideomycetes; Pleosporales; Didymellaceae. Gene Ontology annotation, molecular function: oxidoreductase activity, acting on NAD(P)H, oxygen as acceptor. The coding region runs from base 1 to 798 and encodes 265 amino acids. Gene Ontology annotation, cellular component: intracellular anatomical structure. The transcript is spliced from 2 exons. The record is from RefSeq and is a predicted model, not a curated record.
AUGGUCCCAAUUCCCCAGGCCGACGAGCUCAAGGACCUUUUCAGCCUUAAGGGCAAGGUUGUCAUCGUCACCGGUGCCUCUGGCCCUACCGGCAUCGGUAUCGAGGCUGCCCGUGGUUGCGCUGAGUAUGGCGCUGACCUCGCUAUCACAUACAACUCUCGCGCCGAGGGUGCCGAGAAGAACGCUAAGGAGCUGAGCGAAAAGUACGGCGUCAAGGUCAAGGCCUACAAGUGCCAGGUUGGCGUCUACUCUCAGUGCGAGGAGCUCGUCCAGAACGUUGUCAAGGACUUUGGCAAGGUGGACGUCUUCAUCGCCAACGCCGGCAAGACCGCCGACAACGGUAUCCUCGACGCUACCGUUGAGCAGUGGAACGAGGUCAUUGAGACUGAUUUGACCGGUACCUUCAACUGCGCACGUGCGGUCGGUCUUCACUUCCGCGAGCGCAAGACUGGUUCUCUCGUCAUCACUGCCUCCAUGUCUGGCCACAUCGCCAACUUCCCUCAGGAGCAGACUUCCUACAACGUCGCCAAGGCUGGCUGCAUUCACUUGGCCCGCUCGCUUGCCAACGAGUGGAGGGACUUUGCCCGUGUCAACUCCAUCUCGCCCGGAUACAUUGACACCGGUCUGUCCGACUUCGUCCCCCAGGACAUUCAGAAGCUGUGGCACUCGAUGAUCCCCAUGGGUCGCGAUGCUAAGGCCAAGGAGCUCAAGGGCGCCUACGUCUACUUUGCCUCUGAUGCUUCCUCCUACUGCACUGGCUCCGACCUCCUGAUCGAUGGUGGUUACUGCGCCAGGUAA